GGUUAUUCACGCUGCGCUCGGCGAAUGUCCUCCCCAAGCAGUUCAAGCCCGACCAGCACGAGUGAAGACUUCCACCUGGAGGAGGAAGAGCUGAGUCGGCCAUAUGGUUCAGACCUAGAGGAGAGGGAUGAGGAGGACGAGGAGUCUGCCAGUGACUCGUCUUUUGAACCGGGAACUCAGGCGUGCCUGUACGUGGCGGCGGCGGUGGCUGUGGUGGCUGCGGUGGCUGUGGCAGUGGCGCCCAUUCUAAUACUGCAAGACAUGAAGGUUGAAGGCACUCGGCUGCUGCAUCAAGCGCAGAAACAGAAGAUGAGAAUGAGCUUGAUGCUGCAAUCGGAGAAAAUCGCCUUCCUCUGGGAACGCUGCAACAGGACCACGUUGCACUGCAAGCCGUGCAAGGAGGGAUGGGUGCAGCACAAGGACCGAUGCUUCCUUUUCGGCGGCAUCGACGCCAGGCUGAGGUGGAGGGCGGCAAAACACGACUGCAUCCGCCAGUGGUCGCACUUGGCCCGGAUUCCCGAUGAGGACACGCACUAUUUCCUGAACAACAUGAGCACAUGGUGGACGGAGAAAAUAAUACGUGAGGGUAUCAAAGACAGACUCAGCAAGACUCCGGCAAUUGAGUUUUGGAUCGGGCUGAACGACUUUGACGUCAACGGCACGUUUGUUUGGCACGAUAAAUCCCACCCCGUCGUGUCCUUCUGGAGUGAGAACGAGCCAAAUCACCAGGAAGGUCAGAACUGCGCGGCAAUCGGGCAACCAAAGGUCGGUGACCUGCUGAACACCUGGGACGACGGGACCUGUCUCAAUAAACGCCAGUACAUUUGCGAGAGUAAAGCUUUGGUGAAAUACUAGAAGCCGGCCGUGGAAACCCCCUCAGUGAAAUUUGUGGAUUUAAAGUCGCGAACGUGCAGAUUCCAUGACAGAAAAAGCAGCUGCCUACAAUGUACGGCUUCCAAUAACACAGUGCUACGCUCCUACCAAGGACCAGGGCAGACGCAUCAUGGAGAGGUACACAAGAAAGGCACGACGCAUCUCACCAAACAGAGAGCAGAGUCAUGUUCACAGAAAGAAAUGUACAAGACGGAAUCGACCGCUCCACCACGGCUUCCAUCGUUCAUCCAAAAUAUUGCUUUGACGUUUCCAUUGCUUGGUCAAGCCACGUCUGAGAGGUUUUGUGAUAAUAAUUGUGAUACAUUUCCGAGCAGCUGAAUGUUUCUCCCAACCGCUCCACGGUACGAGGGUGCUGUUCUACACCUAAGCAUCUUGUACAUCAUUCCUGAUCCAAGUGGUGCGAGGUUUAAAUUCAGCAGCCCAGAAGUCAAAACUCAAGUUUGGAAGUUUGAGACCCGCUCUUGCUUUUGGUAGCUGUUCCCAUGCCACUCAUAUUUGGCAGUUUAUUUUACACACGCAUGUAUACGAGUACUGCAUAUUUUCAUUAUUCUGUCGCCAAUUUAUUUGAACCUUGAGAAAGACUAAAACGAAGAGGCCAGCUCGAGUUCGUGUUGGUGGUCGACACACGUUUCAGUCAGUACGACGCGGAUCACUCCUUCAGUCACGAACACACCCGGCGUAAACGUUCAUUAAAAACAAUGUAUAUACACGUCGUUCAGCGAGGCCGCUCCGGUGAGCGCACAAUUGAACUGUACCCUCGCGACUGUCCCGGCCGAAACUAGCACGAUUCUCCACUGGACCAAGUCUGGACGAUGAACAGACUGUACUUGAAAAGGACAACAAAGUGAAACCGUUUCCUUUUUUCCUCGCUUCAUAGACAGCUUGCGCGCACAACACACAUAAAAAUAGUCUUUUUCUCUCAAGUGAUGCUAAUGGUUAGAUGCCAACAGGACGUGAACUGAGUUUCAAUGCAAAUGUAAUAUCGAAUACAUGUCAUGUAAAAGACAUUUAUAUGUCACGACUGCCACAUUUCCAGUGAAGUCAAUGAAAGAUCAGAGUCAAGUACAAACAAGCACAGGGGUUUUAAAAUAUUUAUUUAAAAAAAUGAGAAAAACUCAGAUUAAAAAACAAGGAAUAGGUCCAUGUGGCAGUCCACCCUUCAGUGCCGGGUCAGCAAGCGAUUGCACUGCAAGUCAUAUAGUGGUUUGGGGUUUAAGGAGGUGUGCGAUGGAAAGACGGGACGUUUCAAUGAAUCCCUUGGGGAGGAUAUUCAAGCUAUUGCUGCGUUAAAACGGGCAGCACGUUUCUAACAAGCACGGGCCGCGCGGCACAUCUGGCAGUGCUUCCUCCAGGAACACGCAAAAGCGUCAGGAAAGUUUGGUCAUUUAAA
Synchiropus splendidus (mandarinfish) is the source of this 2284-nucleotide messenger RNA. RefSeq names its product low affinity immunoglobulin epsilon Fc receptor-like. The record is from RefSeq and is a predicted model, not a curated record. Lineage: Eukaryota; Metazoa; Chordata; Actinopteri; Syngnathiformes; Callionymidae. The coding region runs from base 25 to 855 and encodes 276 amino acids. The transcript has 2 exons.